Messenger RNA from Pipistrellus kuhlii (Kuhl's pipistrelle), 513 nucleotides. It is a transcript of the gene NDUFB4, whose product is annotated as NADH:ubiquinone oxidoreductase subunit B4. NCBI's taxonomy places the organism in Eukaryota, Metazoa, Chordata, Mammalia, Chiroptera, Vespertilionidae. The record is from RefSeq and is a predicted model, not a curated record. Gene Ontology annotation, cellular component: mitochondrion. Bases 69 to 458 code for a protein of 129 amino acids. The transcript is spliced from 3 exons.
UCCUCGGGCGUAAGGUCAGGAGAAAGACAGGGCGCCGCGCAGGCGCAGUCGCGCGCCAGGGUCCCAAGAUGUCGCACCCCAAGUACAAGCCGUCGCGCCUGGCCACUUUGCCCCCUACGCUUGACCCAGCUGAAUAUGACAUAUCUCCGGAAACCCGGAAGGCGCAAGCCGAGCGGUUGGCCAUAAGAUCUCGGCUUAAGAGGGAGUACCUGCUUCAGUACAACGACCCCAAACGCCACGGGCUCAUCGAAGAUCCUGCCUUGGCUCGUUGGACUUAUGCAAGAACAGCAAAUGUCUAUCCCAAUUUCAGACCCACUCCCAAAAACUCCCUCCUCGGAGCUGUGGUGGGGAUUGGGCCCCUCUUCUUCUGGUAUUAUGUUUUCAAAACUGACAGAGAUAGGAAAGAAAAACUUAUCCAGGAAGGAAAAUUGGACCGAAAAUAUAACAUCUCCUAUUAAGGCUGACAAUGAUGACUAUAUAUAUUAUUGUUUAAUAAAUCUAUGAAUCAUGAAA